AUGAUCGCUCCUGCUGAUGGUUUUGAAAUAGUUGAGGAAUCGACCCUCAAACUAUCAAAUUUAAUCAACUACCUCCAAGAUUCACCUCUUACAAAUAUGUACAAAUUAGACCUAAAUAAUCCUACUACAGAAGAGCUCACAUCUAAGGAAAUAACUCAUAUUUGCCAGAGUCUUGAAAAAUUACUUUUGGAAGAUCUAACUUAUGAUCAAUUAACUGGGCUUUUUGUAGCUAGUAGCAUUACGUAUUUAUUGUCUAGAAGUUUCCAAGACUUUGAAAGUCGUACUGAGCUUCUACAUAAAACAUUUCGCUAUUCAAAUAGCUUGGAUCCACUCCAUUUACAUAUUGCAGCUAAAAGUUUGCACUCGAACAUUAACUCCAAGUCCAAUCUCUUGUUUCUUUGUAAAAAUAUUUGCUUCACGAGUGACACAGGAAAUGCGAUUUCAAUGUGUCUUGUUUGGGCCAUGUUCUUGGAAACCCUUGACAAAGAAAUCGAAAUGUAUUGCUUCCAUCCGUUGUCUUAUAUCCAAGAACUUGUUGCCGAUGCUGAUAUCAAUCAGAUGUUAAAUAGAAAGGAAACAUCUGCCAAAGCUUAUUUUCUUUUCCAAUUGAUGUCGAUUCUAGUUAGUAGUAUAAUUUCUAGAUCGAAUGAAGAACUUAAAAAAGCAGGAUAUGCUGAAUAUUUUAAAUACGACUUGAGUGAUAUUCAUUCACUUAGAGAUUGGGCUCAGAAAAUCAAUCAAAAUAUUAUUUUGUCUUUUAAUGCAACGAAUACAAAUUAUGAUCUUAUUAUGAUGAUUAAAGAAACUAUUACGUAUAACAUUGUUGCACUGCUCGAUGAUAAGUUAAAAACAAUUGAUGGGGGUCAUUGAACCAAUUCAUUCCACAAAAUUAAUAUACAUACUAAGUAUUUCCAUUAUUAUGUUUUUGUGUUAAUUCAAUUAAAUUUGUCUUGUUGAAACUACUGUUAUAAACUAAUUUUUAUAAUCUUCGCACUUUCUUGUAUUGUAAUUAAGCCGAAAAGUAGAUGAAAAGUACAAACCGCCAUUCGAGUCAAAUUUUAAAAACACUUACAAAUUGGUUGUCUUAAUGGGUCCUUAAGCUCUAAUCUUUUCAGUACAUUUUCAUGAGAUCUAUCUCAUUUUUCUAAGAUAGAUCCCAAGAAAAAGUCUUUUUGCAUAUGAUCCAAUGUUGUGAUUAAAAAAAAUUACUUUAAGUAUUCAACUCUGCAGAAUCCUCUAUUUAGUUUAUUUUAGAAGGAAAUUGAAAAUAUACUCUUAACGAUUCA
Messenger RNA from Episyrphus balteatus (marmalade hoverfly), 1286 nucleotides. RefSeq lists its product as uncharacterized. Lineage: Eukaryota; Metazoa; Arthropoda; Insecta; Diptera; Syrphidae. Bases 1 to 870 code for a protein of 289 amino acids. The transcript is spliced from 5 exons. The record is from RefSeq and is a predicted model, not a curated record.